Molecule: messenger RNA, 1101 nt
Organism: Medioppia subpectinata
Lineage: Eukaryota; Metazoa; Arthropoda; Arachnida; Sarcoptiformes; Oppiidae
Source: the annotation of a GenBank genome assembly
AUGACUGACGAGCCAAUAGUGGAAGAGAACUCAACGGUCUCUGUCUCUAAACAACAGUUCGAAGAGGACAAGAAGGCUGUCUAUAAGCACCCACUCUUCCCACUGUUGGCGCUAUUGUUAGAGAAGUGCGAGACCGCGACCGCAACUCUCAACACACAGGCCAUCAGUUCAACCAAUUCUUCGUUCAACGCAGAGAUCUUAGCAUUCGUUGAACACCAGCAAAGAGAUGGCAAACCAUUCCUCAGCGACGAUCCAGAAGUGGACGCACUUAUGAUUAAAGCCAUACAAGUUCUUAGAAUUCAUUUAUUAGAAUUGGAAAAAGUGUCGGAAUUAUGUAAAGACUUUUGUCAACGAUAUAUCAAUGCAGAUUCUGAUGACUUCCCGCUUACCUCCUCAUCGACCACAGCAUUUGCCUCAAACCCCACACCACAGACAGUGUACCAAAUGGUUCAAACGGCACAGGGAUUGGUCGCACAGCCCAUCCAAAUGAACUCAAGUCAACAAAUUCAAGGCUCGACUCCCACCUCACAAAUCGGCACAAAUAAUAAUAAUAAUAAUACAAACAAUAAAAAUAAUUUUAAUAUAAAUCAUAAGUCACAUCAUAUGAACGAUAGAGACAGUAGUAAUGAUGAAGACAUGAGCGAUGACUUGGGAUCCAAUCACAGCAAUAAUAGCAAAAAGAAGCAGCAAAAGAGAGGUGUUCUUCCAAAACAGGCCACUUCCAUCAUGAGGUCGUGGCUUUUCCAACAUAUUGUGCAUCCGUAUCCGACCGAAGAUGAGAAGCGGACGAUCGCAUCGCAAACGAAUCUCACAUUACUUCAAGUGAACAAUUGGUUUAUAAACGCGCGCCGAAGGAUACUUCAGCCGAUGUUGGAUACGGCAAACUCGUUGGGCGAGACUCAGGGUAUCUCAAGUCAGAGCACAUCGAAGAGCUCAUCCAAGAGUUCGGGCUCUAAAAAUGGUAGUGGUGUGCUUGCGAUGCCUCCCUCUGCCCAACCAUGUAUUGGUUGCGGUCCUAACCAUAACAAGUGCUUCCCUAACACUCCAGACAUCGACAAUAGAUUCUCCCUUUGCUUCACAUCUCAUCCCUCUCUCACUCAC